AUUUAUUUAAAUCGAGUUUGCAAAGUGAAAACACUUCCUGAAAAUAAAAUAAUCUUUAAAUCAGCAUUUUUUCAAAGGGAGUUUGGCACCCAACCAGGGGAUCUGGCAUAGAGUAAACACACUUGAUCAUUGACUGUUUGUUUUUUUUACUUUAAACUCUGGAUUUUGGAUGCAACUUAUGCCGAAUUAAAGAGGACAAUCUUAAACAUUCAGUGACUUAAUUAAAUCAAGUUUGCAAAGUGAAAAAGCUUCCUGACAAUAAAAUAAUCUUUAAAUCAGCAUUUUUUUAAAGGCAGUCUGGCGUGUCCUUGUUUCUAGAACGCGCCUCCUCUGCUGCUGUGAAAUGAGAUCCAACCUGUUCUCCUGCACACUUCAGACUGCCUCAACCUGCUCACCGACAACAAACACUGACUCCUCAGUCGGUGUCAUCAGUGACGCUGCACCUGUCGGUCACUGUUUAACUCACCUGUACAGACUCAGUGGAGCAUGAGAAGCGUGCGUAAUGUUUAACGUCGUUCACCAGGGUCGCAAAUACGUCCCGACGCGCUCCCCGGUCACCAAUGACCCUCCGACUACCGUCAACACAUCUCCAGGUGCUAAGAUGCGGAUCUCCAAAGCCAACAAGGGCGGUGUGGUGGUGCGAGCUGUGCGGCGACACUUGUCUCCUCAGCCGGCCAGCCUGGAGAGCCUGGAGGCGGCGUGGAGCGAGAUGAAGUCACCGGAGGGUUCACCGACACAUGUGAGGAGAAACGGAGAGCCUGGAGGAGCAGGAGGAGGUGCAGGUGGAGGUGGACCACAGAGGAGCAGGAAGAGAGGCUUCAGACCUCCAGAUGUGAGGACCAUCUUCACACCUGGAGAGAGGGACCCCAGGGUGAAAGAGGAGUCCGGAGAGGGACACACCUUCGAGGCUGGAGGAGAGGACACCUGGUGCGAUGUGUGCUGCAACUACAUCUUCCAGCAGGGGCUCACCUGUGCAGGUUGUAAGUACGCGUGUCACACGGCGUGUCGGGACAGAGUGUCUCUGGACUGUCAUCCUGCAGCUUCACCCGUCAGUCAAGACCUGCUCAACAACAACAACACACCGCCACAUGAUGUGGAGAAGGAGAGAGAGUUGCGGACGGAGUUCAGCAGGGAGGAAAUCCGGCAGAAGAUCGAGCAGUACAACACGCUGACCAAAGACCACCUUAAAAUGACACUCAAUCCUAGUGGUGUGUAUACCGGUUUCAUCAAGGUCCAGAUGGAUCUGAGGCGGCCGGUGACGGUGCGGGGGGCUCAGAGAGGAGCAGGAGGAGCGCUGUCGGAGGAGGCCUUCUAUCUGCCCAGAGGAGUCUCCAACACUCUCCACAUCAGCUCCAAUAACACCGUCAGACAGGUGAUUGUCGCCCUGCUGGGCAAGUUCACGGUCGCAGACAACCCGGCCAAAUACGCCUUGUACAAACGCUAUCGCAGGGAGGAGCAGGUGUAUGUGUGUAAGCUGGCGGAUGGCGAGCAGCCGUUGUUCCUUCGUCUGGUGGCGGGACCUGACGGCGACACGCUCGGCUUCGUACUGAGAGAACAGCAGACUGGAGAAGUCAUGUGGGAUGCGUUCUCCAUCCCGGAGCUGCGUAACUUCCUGCGGAUCCUCGACAAAGAGGAGGACGAGCAGAAGGUGGCGCUGAAUCGCCGCUACGAGGCUUACCGGCGGAGACUGGAGGAGGCGCUGAGGGAGGUCAGAGCGCCCUCUUAGAGGAUUAACCUCCAUAAAACAGGACCGCUGCGCCCUAAAGGGACGGAGGAGGAGGUGAUUUUUACCUCCUCGGUGGAGCAAAAUAGUGUAUAUUUUGACGAAGAGAGGGAUGUGAACGCAGAGUGAGAGGAGAGGAUCCAUCGCCUGGAAGAAGGGAUGAUACAGACAAAAAGAGGGAUGAUAUAAAGAAGAAAAUAAACUGACAGACGGCGGAUAAAGAGAUGAACGGACAAAAUCUGGAUGCUGGAGUUUGAUUCAGCCUGGAUUAAAGACUUCAAACUGCUGCCUGCAAACACCAAAGAUUCACUUAAUUGUGCCAUAUUUAUCCAUUCAUCCUCUCUCCCUCCAUCCCUCUCUUCUUCUUCUUCUUCUUUUUCUCCUCUCACUCUGUCCCGCUGUCACAUAAUUUAUCCGAUUCCUCUUUUUGUUUCCCCUUUUAAACUUGUGAAAGACUCGAGGCCAUACGUUGAGUUAGAGUUUUAUUUAAUUUUUUUGUUUUAAAGGUCUGUACAUAUUUUUUUUUCUUAAUUUAUAUGGGUGAAGCGUUUUAUUGUUUUAUUUUGUUUUCUUGAAACAAAAAAAAAGUCUUAUUUUAGUUUUUUUUGUACAGAGGCGGAGCACCAAUCUGGUUGUUGACACAGACACGGAGAAUAGUUUACUAAUAGUUUUAAUAGUUUUGCUACUAGAGGUAAAUACACAACAUGAGCAUCAGCUGUAGCUACGUAUACACGAGAGGAAUACUAGAUCAUUUAGAGAAUACUCUGGAAGAAAAGAGGUCUCGAUCUUUGUUGCUUUUUGCUUGAAUUACCCUGAAAGUUGAGAAAUAUUUCUGUAGUGAGAAAGGAACAAGCAGCCUGCAUAUAUGUAUGGAGUCUCGAGUGUGCCAAAAUGUAAGACUUUUUUUUGUUUAGAUAUAUAUAUAUUUUUUAAUGGUUUUUAAUAGAACAUAAAUAUGGUAAAAUAAAUAGUGAAAUAACAGAAUAGACGAGGUUACAUGGGACAACGCGUAAACACUAUUAUAAAUUGAUUAAUUAAGUAAAAAAAAAACAUCUUUACAUUUAUCAAUUAAUAAUGUUUCCUUUUUUCUUUUUUAAAGGGUUAAUAAUUAAAUGUUUAAAAUGACAUUCUUUUUUAAAGCCCCUUAAAAACUUUUUUUGUAUGCCAUUCAUUUACUAAUGCGCCUGCUCUUUUCUCAUAAAUCAAAUUUUGUCUCCUGCUGUAGCAUUUACAAUUUUAAUUUAAUGGGCAUUAAAAAUGGAAAAACAAAAAUUACAAUUCAAAUGACAGUUUUAAAAUUAAUUUAGCAAGUCAAUUACAAAUUUAAAAAAAAUUUAUUAAUUGGCAAAUGCAAUUCUUUUAGCAUAUAUUCAUAAUAAUUUUUUGCAGGAUACAUAUUUAUGUACCAUCCUCCAUUACAUAUCUUCAAAGCAAAUAAGCAUCUGUCAUUUUCCUGCUUUUAUCUCCUUUUAUGUAUACAAUAUAGAAAUAAAAUUUAAAAAUAGGUUUAAAAAAUGUGUUAUAUUUACUUACAUUUUAUUUUUAAUACAUAAUUAUAUUGCAUAUUUUAUUAUUAUUAUUGGCACACUUCAGACUCCAUAAUAAGUUGGCCUGAAACUGAAUGUUUUAGUAGAACGUACUGAGAAAUAAAAAGAGGUGAAUUUCAGGUUAAAUGUGACUGAAAACAGACAGAAAUCAGAGGAAAGGUUUCCACUGAAAGACAGAAGCGUGUGAGCACAGGAAGAAAUGUAGUUUUGGUUGUAAAGAUUGUUUGUUUUGGCGAGUGGGCAUGAGAUGGUAGGAUUGAAAGCCUGACCUGAUCUAGUUUGGAUAGACAUGACCCCUGACCUUUGACCCUGAAUGGUCAGAGGAGGAAGGAGGAGUGAGAUUCGACAGGUUUCCGGAAGUUGACUGAGCCGUUUAGAGGAAGUAGAAGAGAAACAUUAGAAGGAGGAAGGAAGGAUAAAAUACAGAAGACAUGACUGUCAUAAAAGGAGUGUGACCUUGAGAACAAUAACGGGAUUUUCCUCAAACCACAAGUCACCGUGAUUAAAGAACGCUCCUGUAAUCCACAGCUGAGAGAAAAGGAGGUCUGGAAGUGCUGAUAGCUGCAGAGAACAAGGGAGAGAAAAAUGGCUUCAUUGUGCCGUCUGUCAGUCUGCAGGCAUUCAUUUAAAAACGCUUGUUUUUGUGCUUUUAUCUCAAGUUGAAACAUGCAGCCUUGACCGCCUUGUCAGCCCAGGUUUCAGCUCUUUUUCUGGUGGAUAAAUGAGGAAAUUCAUAAAGACGGAAACAAGGAAAGAAAGUAUAAAGUAAAGAAUGGAAAGAUGUAAAAUUAACGAAAGAUAUGCAUCAGAAAGUGUAAAAGAAGGUACAAAAGUUGAGUUGUUUUGUGGGUUCAAGAACGAUUUUGCAAGUAAAUAGCUGCCUUAAAUAUAUGUAUAUGCAAUGUUUAGUAUAUGCAAUUUAUCAUUUAUGGCUUAGAGACCAAAGAGACUUUUUUUCAAUGUAGUUUUGUAGACAAAUCAGCUUUUUGAAUCAGCAAUUAUUCAGAUAUUUGAGGAAACAAAGACAAUCAUUUAGACAAACUACAAAUCAGAUUAUUAUAAUUUAUCACAAGUCAUUAAAAAAAAGCUUCAUUGA
Molecule: messenger RNA, 4366 nt
Organism: Sebastes umbrosus (honeycomb rockfish)
Lineage: Eukaryota; Metazoa; Chordata; Actinopteri; Perciformes; Sebastidae
Gene: rassf3
Product: Ras association domain family member 3
Exons: 7
Coding region: 503-1726 (407 amino acids)
Biological process (GO): signal transduction
Cellular component (GO): cytoplasm
Source: RefSeq, a predicted model, not a curated record